Molecule: messenger RNA, 1403 nt
Organism: Talaromyces proteolyticus
Lineage: Eukaryota; Fungi; Ascomycota; Eurotiomycetes; Eurotiales; Trichocomaceae
Product: CVNH domain-containing protein
Exons: 2
Coding region: 227-1345 (372 amino acids)
Cellular component (GO): outer membrane
Source: RefSeq, a predicted model, not a curated record
CCACAGCCACGACUGCGUGUUGGAACCAACAAGUCUUUUUCUUUCUUUCUUUCUUUCUUUCUUUCUUUCUUUCUUUCUGUCUACAGAGUUGGUUGGCAAAGUUCAUUAGAAGCAAGGCAGCGUCAUCCGAUAUCGUACGACUAUAAGGGCAGGAACCUGUUCGGUGGUCGUCUAGCACACGUCUUCAUUUUCCAAAGCAACCCCGCUAAUUGACGGAGCCUCGACGAUGUCAGCACAAGAAUAUUUUGGCGGUGGAGGAGGAGGGGCAUAUGGCCAGAGCAACGAGGAAAAGCUGCAAUACAAUCGACAAAGUAGCAAUCAAUCUCCAUGGUCGCCGCCUCCAUCAAUUAACACUCCCAGCUCGAGUGCUUAUGAAGGCUCCUAUCCACCGUCAGAGCAUCAUUACGACAGUAACAAUUACCAACAGCAGCCGUCUACUCAAAGUCCUUACAACAGUCCACGGCCGGCCUGGGGGCCACCAAAUGUGAAUCGCCCAUAUGAGACUCAGCCCUAUCCCAAUUACCAGAACCCUGCUCAGUCCUCAUACCCCCCAUAUCAGGAACCGCGUCCAAACACCCAGCCGGGUUCGUACGGACCCCCGCAGCCUCAUUCUCCUUAUUACCAGCCUGAAGAAGGAUAUGCGCAACAGCCCCCACACCAGCAAUCUCAGCCGCCUCCAUAUAAUUCAGAAUUCCCUCCAUCUGACCCUGCGGCAGCGGCGCCAGAGCAAAAGGGUGUCCUCGGUGCUUUGGCGGGGGGUGCUACGGGUGCAUACGCCGGUCACCAGGUCCAUCAUGGCUUUCUUGGAGCUAUAGGUGGCGCUCUAACCGGAUCUGUCGCCGAGGAUGCGAUAAAGAAACACAAGAAAAAGAAAGAAAAGAAGGAGAAGAAAUGGAAAAAUGGACGGAGAGAUUCCUCAUCUUCUUCCUCAUCGUCAUCGUCUGAUGAUGAUCAUCACCACCAUCACCAUCACCAUCAUCACGAAACUCCACCUGUACCCAUAAGGCAGACUCAUGACCAGAACCUCCGUGGUAACUUCUCCGUCUCAUCGAAUGAGGUUCGGCUUGAAGGGAACUAUGAGCUGGUAGCAUAUUGCCGCACAGUUUCAGGUCAUCCAAACCGGUCAUCUAUUUCUCUAAAUAACGUGUUGACCAACACUUUUGGGAGAUUUAACUGGGCUCGGGGAGGUAACUUCGGCGCAUCGGCGAGACACGUAAGGUUGGUCGAUGGAGGAAGAGUGCUCGAGGCAGAGUUGGGGAAUGGACAUGGAGGUUGGGACAAGUCAUGGAUAAGGCUGGACGAGAGGAUUUCAAAUGAAAAUGGCAAUUUGGUAUUUCUGGACUAGAAUUUGAACCUAUGGAUAGUAUUUCUGCUCCUGCGUCUUGUGACACGUUAACCGAGGC